AAUGGAUCAGGAUGGUAGCUUAAAUAUUAGCUAUAAUGAAUGGAGAGAUUUUUUAUUGUUGGCACCCUCUUCCGAUAUACACGAUUUAAUUAAAUUUUGGCGGCAUUCUACUUAUUUUGCUAAAAACUACUUAUGAUUAAGUCAGGAAAGUUUUUUAAAGUACCUCGAUAUUGGUGAGGACAUGAACGUACCUGAUGAUUUUACACCAACAGAAUUACAAAGUGGCAUGUGGUGGCGUCAUUUGGCAGCUGGCGGUGUUGCUGGCGCUGUAUCACGUACAUGUACUGCACCCUUAGAUAGAAUAAAAGUGUUUUUGCAGGUUCAAACACAAAAGACAGGAAUCUCAGAUAGUUUAAGAUAUAUGCUAAGAGAGGGCGGCCUACGAAGUAUGUGGCGCGGCAAUGGCAUUAACGUUCUCAAAAUUGCCCCCGAAUCCGCAUUAAAAUUCGCCGCCUAUGAAAAAAUCAAACGACUGAUACGUGGCGACGACAAACGACAAAUGACAAUUGGUGAACGUUUUAUUGCAGGCGCCGCCGCCGGUGGCAUCUCCCAGACGGUCAUCUAUCCCAUGGAAGUAUUAAAGACACGCUUGGCAUUACGCAAAACUGGCCAAUAUUCGGGCAUUUUGGAUGCGGCGAAAAAAAUCUACAUACACGAGGGUGUACGUAGCUUUUAUCGCGGUUACAUUCCAAAUAUGUUGGGUAUUAUUCCGUAUGCGGGUAUUGAUUUGGCCGUUUAUGAAACGCUAAAGAAGAAAUAUUUAAGUAGUCAUAACACGGAACAGCCAAGCUUUUUGGUAUUGCUGGCAUGUGGCAGUGCAUCGAGUACAUUGGGACAGGUGUGUUCAUAUCCAUUGGCAUUGGUGAGGACACGACUACAAGCGCAAGUCGUUGCAAAAUCGAAACAAAGUCCGCCUAUGGGUGCCAUACCCUUGAAGCAAGCUGGUGCCGCCAACGAUGACAAUAUGAUGGGUGUUUUCCGUAAAAUCAUACGUACCGAAGGCAUUUGUGGUCUUUACCGUGGCAUUACACCGAAUUUCAUUAAAGUUUUACCUGCAGUCUCCAUCAGUUAUGUCGUCUACGAGUACUCCAGCAGAUGUUUGGGUGUCAAUAUGACGUGAUUUGUUUGCCAUGGACCAGCCG
Molecule: messenger RNA, 1142 nt
Organism: Musca vetustissima
Lineage: Eukaryota; Metazoa; Arthropoda; Insecta; Diptera; Muscidae
Gene: SCaMC
Product: mitochondrial adenyl nucleotide antiporter SLC25A25
Exons: 5
Coding region: 182-1120 (312 amino acids)
Biological process (GO): transmembrane transport
Cellular component (GO): mitochondrial inner membrane
Molecular function (GO): ATP transmembrane transporter activity
Source: RefSeq, a predicted model, not a curated record